This is a messenger RNA of Sciurus carolinensis (gray squirrel), 5598 nucleotides long. RefSeq names its product chloride channel accessory 2 (gene Clca2). The coding region runs from base 263 to 3091 and encodes 942 amino acids. The record is from RefSeq and is a predicted model, not a curated record. The transcript is spliced from 14 exons. Gene Ontology annotation, biological process: chloride transport. Lineage: Eukaryota; Metazoa; Chordata; Mammalia; Rodentia; Sciuridae. Gene Ontology annotation, molecular function: intracellularly calcium-gated chloride channel activity.
UUCUUGCCCAACUUCAAUUCAGGAGGAAGCUCAGUCACAGAACAAGCAAGUGUGGCAUUGCCUCAGAGAAAAAGAGCUUGUAGAGACAGGUCCCAGAGAGAGCCAGCCCAGAUAUUUUCAAACAAGGAACCUCCUUCAUAAUACAUCAUACAUUCUAAGACUUUCAAGUACAGAAGAAAGGAUCUGCUUCACCACAGACCACCAGAUACAAUGUAUCCAGCAGACCCCUUGUGAGUAAAGCAGGAAGAGUCUUCUCUACGACAUGAUGCACAGGGACAAUGCAGGUCCUGUCUGCAGCCUGAAAUUUGUGACUCUUCUGGUUGCCCUAAGUCCAGUACUUCUACUCCUGGGAGCCAGAGUGCAGCUUCAAGACAAUGGGUAUGAUGGAAUACUUAUUGCAAUUAAUCCUCAGGUACCUGAGAAUCAGAACCUCAUCCCAAACAUUAAGGAAAUGAUAACUGAAGCUUCUUUUUACCUAUUCAAUGCUACAAAGAGAAGAGUGUUUUUCAGAAAUAUACAGAUUUUAAUACCUGCCACAUGGGAAGCUAAUAAUUACAGCAAAGUAGAACAAGAAUCAUAUGAAAAGGCAGAUGUCAUAGUGACUGAUUGGAAUGGGGCACCUGGAGAUGACCCAUACACCCUGCAAUACAGAGGAUGUGGAAAAGAAGGAAAAUACAUUCAUUUCACAUCUAACUUCCUACUGAAUGAUGACUUAACAGCUGGCUAUGGAUCACGAGGCAGAGUGUUCGUCCAUGAAUGGGCCCAUCUCCGUUGGGGUGUGUUUGAUGAAUAUAAUAAUGACCAACCUUUCUAUCUAAAUGGGCAAAAUCAAAUUAAAGUAACAAGGUGUUCGUCUGAUAUCACAGGCAUUUUUGUGUGUGAAAAAGGUCCUUGCCCCCAAGAAAACUGUAUUAUUAGUAAGCUUUUCAAAGAAGGAUGUGUGUUUAUCUACAACAGCACCCAAAAUGCAACUGCAUCAAUAAUGUUCAUGCAAAGUUUAUCUUCUGUAGUUGAAUUUUGUAAUGCAAGUACCCACAACCAAGAAGCUCCAAACCUACAGAACCAAAUGUGCAGCCUCAGAAGUGCAUGGGAUGUGAUUGCAGACUCCACUGACUUCAAUCGCAGCUUUCCCUUGAAGGGUUCUGAGCUUCCACCUCCUCCCACUUUCACUCUUCUACAUGCCAGUGACAAAGUGGUCUGUUUAGUGCUGGAUGUGUCCAGCAAGAUGGCAGAGGCUGACAGACUCCUUCGACUGCAACAAGCAGCUGAAUUUUACUUGAUGCAGGUUGUUGAAAUUCAUUCUUUUGUGGGCAUUGUCAGUUUCGAUGGUAAAGGAGAGAUCCGAGCCCAGCUACAACAAAUUAACAGUGAUGAUGACCGAAAGCUGCUGGUUUCACGUCUGCCUACCACUGUGUCAGCUGAAGCAGAAACCAGCAUCUGCUCAGGGCUUAAGAAAGGAUUUGAGGUGGUUGAAAAACUGAAUGGCAAAGCUUAUGGCUCUGUGAUCAUAUUAGUGACCAGUGGAGGUGACGAGCACAUUGGCAACUGCUUGCUCACUGUGUUCAGCAGCGGGUCAACCGUCCACUCCAUUGCCCUGGGCUCAUCUGCGGUGGGAAAACUGGAGGAAUUAUCACAUCUUACCGGAGGUUUCAAAUUCUAUGUUCCGGAUAAAUCAAACUCUAAUAGUAUGAUUGAUGCUUUCAGUAGAAUUUCCUCUGGAACUGGAGACAUUUUUCAGCAGAGUAUGCAGCUUGAAAGUAUGGGUGAAAAUGUUAGACCUUACCAUCAAUUGAAAAACACUGUGACUAUGGAUAACAGCAUGGGCAAUGACACUAUCUUCCUAGUCAUGUGGCAGACCAGUGGUCCCCCUGAGAUUGUAUUACUUGAUCCUACUGGAAGAAAGUACUCCACAAUUAAUUUUAUCACCAAUCGAACUUUUCGGACAGCUAGGCUUUUGAUCCCAGGAACUGCCAAGCCUGGGCACUGGACAUACACCCUGAACAAUACACACCAUUCUCCUCAGGCCCUGAAAGUGACAGUGGCCUCCCGCGCCUCUAGCUCUGCUGUGCCCCCAGCCACUGUGGAAGCCUUUGUGGAAAGAGACAGCACCUAUUUUCCUCAUCCCAUGAUAAUUUAUGCAAGUGUAAAAAAAGGGUUUUAUCCCAUUCUUAAUGCCACUGUCACAGCGACGAUUGAGCCAGAGAUCGGAGAUCCUGUCAUGCUGAAACUUUCUGAUGAUGGAGCAGGUGCUGAUAUUAUAAAAAAUGAUGGAAUUUACUCGAGGUAUUUUUUCUCCUUUGCUGUAAAUGGUAGAUAUAGCUUGAAAGUGCAUGUCAAUCAUUCUCCCAGCAUAAACACCAUAGCCUCUAUCCCAGGAAGUCAUGCUAUGUAUGUACCAGGUUACAUAGCAAAUGGUAAUAUUCAGAUGAAUGUUCCAAGAAAACUAGUGCACAGAAGUGAGGAGGAGAAAAAGUGGGGCUUCAGCCGAGUUAGCUCAGGGGGCUCCUUUUCAGUGAUGGGAGUUCCAACUGGCCCCCAUCCUGAUGUGUUUCCACCAUGCAAAAUUAUUGACCUGAAAGCUGUAAAAAUGGAAGAGGAAGUGACCCUAUCUUGGACAGCACCUGGAGAAGACUUCGAUCAGGGGCAGGCUACAAGCUAUGAAAUAAGAAUGAGUAACAUCCUACAGCAUAUUCAAGAUGACUUUAACAAUGCCAUUUUAGUAAAUACAUCAGAACUAAAACCUCAACAAGCUGGCACCAGGGAGAUUUUUACAUUCUUACCCAAACUUUUCAUAAACGGACCUGGACAUCAACCUGAUGGAGAAACACAAGAAAAUCACAGAAUUUACGUGGCCAUGAGAGCAAUGGAUAGGAACUCUUUAAAGUCUGCUGUAUCUAAUAUUGCCCAGAUAUCUUUGUUUAUUUCCCCAAACUCUGCUCCUGUACUAGGAAGAGAUUCUCUUAUAUUGAAAGGAGUUUUAAUAGCAAUAAUUUUGAUAGGAAUCAUUUGCCUUAUUAUAGUUGCAAUGCAUUAUACUUUAAACAGGAAAAAGAGAGCAGACAAGAAAGAGAAUGGAACAAAAUUACUAUGAAUGAAUAUAUAGAGUACUUUCCUUCUUAGAUAAAAGCCACAUGGCCUUUGCACUUUGCAAAUAUACACCCUCAAAGUGAAAUUAACUUAAAACUAUAUUAAAAUUCAUUAUGUUUUUAUACAAUACAGAUCUUAUUUUUACAUAGUUAUUGGACAUAUUUUCAUAAUAGUCAUUUUCAGAGAUGAGUUAGAAAACCCUUAGGCUUCAGUUACAGGAAAAUAACAUUAAUUAUUUUUCAAGGUAAUGUCUUUAAAGGUAAAUGCAAGGGCAGAAUUGAAUCAGAGUCAAGAAAAGAUGGUUUUAUUGAAGUGGAAAAAUAAUUCCAAGUACAGAAAAAGGAGUUAGGUCUGAAUUAUGCAGUGUAACUGUCUAUAUAAGGCAAUUGUUUAGUUACUUUGAUUAAUCUUUCAUUUUUCCUUAUCCGUGCAGAGCAGGUUGCUUGUUUAUGACUGACACUCAAGCUACAUCUUAUAUAUGAAACCACUACUAUAAAGUUCUUUAUCUCUUACCAUUUGGUUAAAUGUAAUACAGAUCAAAUCCCACCACUAAUGUUCAGAGAUCUUUUUUUCACAGUAAGAGGUAACCUUAAAAUGUGGCUUUUAUCCUUGUCUCUUCAUACUGGUUUUCUAACAAAGGUUCAUUGAAUUUAUUGUUUAUAAGUUUCUAUUCCCAUCAAAGCGGCUUUCCAAGUUAUUGCCUUGGGAACAAUUGAAUGAAAAUGGUUUUAUCUUUCAUAGACUUUAAGGAAUGAAAGUCAUUAUUCUGUGCUUAUUUUAAUACAUAUAUAGACCAUACACUUUUAUUCUAUUUCAACCAAAGAAGAGGUCAUGGGGAAGAGACUGACCUUUGGAAAUGACUAUCAUAUUCUAUCCUGUGGCUAAAUAAGAGUCUAGAAUCCUUUCUCCAUCUAGGGCAGGGGAAAAGGGCAGUACAGACCACAACAAAAUAAAAAUCUCUUUUCACCUAACUUUACUUUCUCUCAGUUUUUAAAACAGUACUGACCAAAGAGCUUAAAAUUUUAUUGAAUAAAUAUGAGUAAUAAUGUAGAAGAGGUCUUGGUUUUAUAACCAGGACCAAUUAAAAAUGAAAAUUAGAUCAGUUUUUGGUAAUAGGGAGGGAAAUGUGGUGAGUUGGGACUGGAGGAGAACGCCUGAGGAGGGAUUCAGCAGGGAUGGAGAGAAAGCAACCAUCAAAUCUCUCUGCCCAGGCUACCUGCAGAUAAUUUACACUGCAGCCCACAUCUGACCUGUUACCUUCUGAGUCUCAUGGUGCCUCAGUCUUCAAGGAAGGAGCCUCAAGACUCUAGCAGUUCCCAGCUUGACACUCAGUCCCUCCUCCCUCUAUUGCUAUUACACCCACUAGUCUGGAAUUUGCUUCUCUGUGGUUUAAAAAACAGCUAGUAACAUACAGUCAGGUCUCUGAUGGGUUUCAAGUCCUCAUAUAUUUUCCUUCUUUUACAGACAGAAAGAGAAACAGUUAAAUGAGUAAUCAAAGCUCUGUGCUGGUGAAUGCAGAGCUAUACAUAAUAGAGCCAGGUUCCUGGACUGCUCCUUUACUCUGCCUAUUUAAGAAGAUCCCAGGGUUAGGCCUUAAAAUUCUUAACUAUUUUAAGAUCAAUUAACAGGGGAGAGAAUCUAGCUUUAAAGUAACUUGAUUUAUUUGCUUUUUUUUUUUUCCCCUUCUGCUGUGUCUGUGGAGGAAUGGAACAAAUAGACUUCAGUCUAGGACUUAGUUAAGUGUAAGAGAGAAAAGUAAGGCAUAGCAAAGAUGUAAAUGUCAUAAACAAACAUAACAGGAUAGAAAAUGUAAUUUCAUGAAGGGGGUCAGAAUAGGAAGAUGCUGAUUUAGAGAUCCCAGCAAUCAAUAGGACAGAGUCAUUGUAAAGGCCCUGAUAUUGAAUAAAUAAUAAUAAUAAGAAGAAGAAUAGAGAAGAACUGAGCCAAAGAGAAUGAGGAACUAUGAAGUGUUAGUUACCAACUUGAGAAUAAUGUUGGGACGCAACAUGAAUAAUAACAUUAUUGAAGGUUUGACCAUGAAUUGCAAGAGCAGGAAAAAAGUGAACUAGAAGCUAAGUUAUCUGAGAGAAGGAAGAGAAGUCAAAGGAAUGAAAAUAAUAGAGGAAAGUAUUAUUGUCCUUAAAUGUCAGAAUAGACUUUGUUCUGUAGUGGAUAGAAACUUGUUCUGGAAAUUGAAAAGGAUAUUUUCCCAUGUUUUCCCCAACUCUUUUCGUGAUAGUAGAGUAAGAUUAAAUCUCAAUGAGAAAUAGAGAAAAGUAGGAGAGAGGAUAUUUUUCAAUGACUGUUGAUGUAGCUGGCACACUGAGCAGGUGGUUGUUUUAUGUGUCCCCUGAAUACCUUUGUACUUGCAUGUCAAUUAUCAAAAGAUCUAUAAAAAUGUAUGUUUGCUUAUACUUUAUCUUUUGAUACAAUGUAAUUAUUCUUGGAAGAGCUGAUCUCUAGAUACUCAUUAAAAAAUAUAACAAAUCCAACAGCAAUAAUGGUAGAGUU